GCUCACUGUACCAACCACGUGUGACGGCUCGAAGAGUAAACGAGACUGAGGCGUUGCGAGAUGCCGAAGAUGAUGAUCCAGAAGAUUAUUUUCCAUUCGCAGAGCGCGCGAGCGGAGUUAUAGAUAGGCGGUGUGAGUGGGAGGACAAAAACUGUCUAAUUAUGCCGCUGCGCCGGGAAUUCGUCAUCCAUUAUUUAUCCAUUGACACAGACAUUUUUUUGAUUGCUCCUUCUCAUGCAGGGAAGAAACAGCUAAGUUUUUGAGCCGCGCUGGGUCUCUGUUUCAUCCUCCGUCGCUGUUCAGAACGGAUCUCAGUUACUCAGUAAAGUGUGAUUAUACUAAUGAAGACAUGGACAACGUUUGGUUUAUUUUGUCAACAAACAGAAGGCCAAGCUGACUCAUAAGCCAAGUGAUUAGUUUGUGACCGUUCCAGAAAAAUGAAAUCAAUCCAGUACGUGCAUUUUCCGGAGAUAGACUCCACUCACACGUGGGUUGAACGGAAUCACGGGUCUCUCGAUCCAGAAAAGCUCACUUGCAUAUCCGCAGACUAUCAGAUGGCAGGGCGUGGUACUGGUCAGCGUGUUUGGCAUGCUCCACGAGGAAAAAACUUGCUAUGCACCUUUUACUUCAUGCUACCAGAGAGCCGCAAGGCGCAGGCACCCUCAUUUCUGCAGGUAUUCAAGUAAGCGUGACUUGCCGUGACGCGUAUUUUCAUACCUGCUUGAUGAGAAGAAUGUGAACUCACUGGGUAGAGGCACACGGUCCACCGCGACUUCAUCAAAAUAUAUUUUUGUUGUUUUGCUGGAUCGUUUUAAAUUUUCUGGAUUACCUGCAAAAACCAAUUGCAGGUUGCUGCCCUUGCGGCGAUGCACGCGAUGAAACGAAAAGUUUGCGUGGGACUGCAGAUGGAUAAGUUGCAUUUCGCUUUAAAAUGGCCCAAUGAUGUGAUGCUCAAUGAGCGAAAAAUGGGCGGCAUUUUGUCUCGCAUGGUCGUAGAUCCAGUGCGGCACACGACGCGGACAGAACUGUUGCUUAGUGGUACUGUAGGUUCACAAGCGGGCAUCGGUGGUGCGACGCCGUCUGGUGCAGGACUUACACUAACGGGCACCAGCGCAGCAGCAUCAAGCAGUGGUCUCGGCUUCAUGUACAGCGGUUCAUCGCCAGUGGCGGGAAGUGGGGUAGGUGAAAUUUCACCAGUACCGACGAUGGCGUCCGUAUCUUUUGUGGGUGGCGCGCGCACAGGAGGAGCGCCGGGCAUUGUACGGUUAGGGGAGACAACGCCUGCCGGCCAAAGCUCUGGUGGGGGAGAAACGGUAUCGAAGCCAGUACCACCAGAGCUUUGCGGUCUUUUCGCCGGUGCGGGACGAAGCGGAACAUCAUCGGAUCAACCGCGACCUGCAGCACCAGUUGUUUACGAAGAGUCUGUCCUGUCAUCCGGAAGUCCCGGUAGCAUUGGCGCCGCACAAUCAGCACAAGGUGCGAGUAAUCCCGCAGGGAUCGAAAAUGUCCUCGUGACCAGUGAUGAAAAGCAGAUCGGAAUGAUAGUCUCCUUUGGCCUGAAUAUCAACUUAUCUUCAGAGGAUCUAGCGGAGAUGGUGGCGCUGUAUGGAAGCGAUGGUGAGACUUCUGCUGAUGUCACAGAACAAAGGAGCGACGGAGAAUCAAAGAAGACAGAACCCUUCGCCUGGGCGCCAACAUCAUUGCUGCGAGAGGUCGGGAAUCCAAUCUUAAGCUUCGAUGUAGGGCGUAUUCGACAGGAGCUUGCCCAUGAACUGGUUUACGCAGUGCGCACAUUUGCAAAAUCGGGGUAUGGCGUGUUUGCGCCGCUGUUGCCAUCCGUCAUGCUCUAUCAGGAUCAGCACGUUGUAUUUGCGCCACGCGGAAGACACCACGCGGAUCGAACGGCGGGCAUCUUUAGAGGGUUAGACGAAGAGGGAUGGUUCGUGCUUGAGCUACCAAUCGGUGCGACAGAGAAAUACUGUUGUGGGGAGCUCUGCCCACCAGAAAAGUUCGCCAAAAGCUGAGGCGGAGCCUCUUUUGCAUUUUUUCAAUCUGUAAUUAGAUGAAUCGUCACGAAGCGCUAGCAUACACGCCAAACACCAACAGGACGCAGAAGUACAUGACGCAAACACAUAUUUUUGUUUUUGCCUAAUCCUCGAGGCACCGACACGACUCGGAUGCAAUGAUAUCAAUUUUUUUUGAUGAAAUAGUUGUUCUGAUAGAACGAGAGGAGCUGAUCAUGUUUAGCGG
Molecule: messenger RNA, 2250 nt
Organism: Amoebophrya sp. A25
Lineage: Eukaryota; Dinophyceae; Syndiniales; Amoebophryaceae
Source: the annotation of a GenBank genome assembly